Messenger RNA from Carlito syrichta (Philippine tarsier), 3386 nucleotides. It is a transcript of the gene LRRC28, whose product is annotated as leucine rich repeat containing 28. Bases 61 to 1164 code for a protein of 367 amino acids. Gene Ontology annotation, molecular function: protein binding. NCBI's taxonomy places the organism in Eukaryota, Metazoa, Chordata, Mammalia, Primates, Tarsiidae. The transcript has 10 exons. The record is from RefSeq and is a predicted model, not a curated record.
AAAUGGACCAAUUUUGACAAGAUGUAGUACCACAGCGUGGCUGAUGGGAUAUAUUCAGUCAUGGCAUCUGAACUUUGUAAAACGAUCUCUGUGGCAAGACUGGAAAAGCACAAGAAUUUAUUCUUAAAUUAUAGGAAUCUGCAUCAUUUCCCACUGGAGUUACUGAAAGAUGAGGGACUGCAGUACUUGGAAAGACUGUAUAUGAAAAGGAACUCCCUUACAACCUUGCCAGAAAACCUUGCUCAGAAGCUUCCAAACCUUGUGGAACUGUACCUUCAUUCAAAUAACAUAGUUGUAGUUCCAGAAGCCAUCGGAUCCCUUGUAAAACUCCAGUGUCUGGAUCUUAGUGACAAUGCCUUAGAGAUUGUUUGCCCAGAAAUUGGUCGUCUGAGAGCUUUACGUCAUCUUCGAUUAGCUAAUAACCAACUGCAGUUCUUACCUCCAGAAGUUGGCGAUUUGAAGGAGCUGCAGACACUAGACAUUUCUACCAAUCGUUUGCUAACUUUACCCGAGAGGCUUCACCUGUGCCUUUCUCUGCAGUACCUCACUGUGGACCGAAAUCGUUUAUGGUAUGUGCCGCGCCAUCUCUGCCAGCUGCCCAGCCUCAAUGAGCUCUCCAUGGCUGGAAACCGUCUUGCAUUUUUGCCACUUGAUUUAGGUAGAUCUCGAGAACUACAGUAUGUCUAUGUGGAUAACAACAUUCACCUGAAAGGAUUGCCAUCUUAUCUGUACAAUAAAGUCAUUGGAUGCAGUGGCUGUGGUGCUCCCAUCCAAGUCUCCGAGGUGAAGCUGCUUUCCUUCUCAUCAGGGCAGCUAACUGUUUUCCUCCCAGCUGAGGUGAAGGCCAUAGGGACGGAGAAUGAUCAUGUCCUACCUCUGCAAGAGCUGGCCAUGAGAUGUCUAUAUCACACCUACCAUAGCUUCCUAAAAGAUUUGAACUUUCUGUCUCCAAUCUCAUUACCCAGAAGUCUCCUGGAGCUGCUGCAUUGCCCCCUGGGGCACUGUCACCGGUGUAGUGAGCCCAUGUUUACCAUCGUAUAUCCCAAGCUCUUUCCCUUGAGAGAGACGCCAAUGGCAGGGCUGCACCAGGGGAGGACAGCUGUUAGUUUUGUGGCUUACUGCUGCUCCACCCAGUGUCUGCAGACUUUUGACCUGCUGAGCUGAUAAACACUCGAGAGCCUCAGGAACGCUGCCAGCUUGACACUUGGUAGAGUCCAGCCAGGCCAGAACAGGCCCUUCCGUCCUGUCCUGUUGAAUAAGGGGGCCUGCAGAACUCCCCGGAAAUGCCGUGAUUGAGCUUCAGAGCUACAAUGCCUUCACUCUUCCCCCAAGUUGGAAUACACCCUCCCCAAAAUUAAGGAUGUUUGUCUUCUGUGUUUUUCCUUUUUAUGUGAGUGUGUCUUAUACACAAACUAUUUAGACAAAUGAGCCUGCCCAAGUCCGAAUUGAAACACGUUUCUAGUCCCUGAAGAACAAUAAUUGGAUGGUAUAGCCAAAUUUCCUUUUGGACACACGUACCUCCAGUGAUACUUUUCUCUCUUUCUUUCCCCAGAGAAUUAUCCCCCCAAGAGCUUAUUCUGCAGGGUUUCUCCCGUGGAAACUUGUUGGUUUGUCAAGAGUUGCAGCAAACCCUGUGCCCUCAGUAGCCUUGAACAGCAGGGUGGGGUGCCGGCGUUGGCGGCAAAGCCAGCCUCCUGGGGAGGCUCCGCGAGGAUCCCAGAGCACACACCCUCUGGAAAGUUACAACCUUGUUGAUAAGUUUUGCAACGUACUAAGAGACUUUUGUAAGAGAUUUUAAAACAAAUGUAGAUUGUAAUGAAAUGCACUCUUAUUUUUUAAAAGUUUGGACAGAAAAAUCACUUUUGAAAGUUUUUUAUUUCCUGAUAAGAUUUUUUUAUACGAGAAGAGUUAGAGGAGUAUGUGAGGCACUGCAAGCUCUGAUCCUUUUCUUUCUCAGUUUAAACAGUUUCCGUAUAAUGAGAAAGUGGAAGAAAACACACAUUGAAAUAAGACGUCCAGUGUUCUUGUUAGAUGGGUUUAUGAGUCCGUUUAUACUGACUUUGAAAUAUUUUGUCGCAUGUGAACAACAGGCUUCAGUGACUACAGCUACUAGUUAGGAUCAGGUUGCCUCUAAGUACGGCCUGUGCAUGGUCACCUUUCACCUGGGCAUGAGAUUAUCUUCAUUUCGACCCUAGUUUCUUACAUACUUAACAUAUUGUUGUGCAGACACCAGUGAGAAAGCCCAGGACAAGCAGGUCCAAAUUCAGACUUGGACUUUUGCAAAAAAGCCCAUAAACGGAAAGUCUCCAAAGCUCCACUCUGCCAGAAAACAGUGCUCUUCAAGGAGGAGUCACGUACUUGCUCUUCCUUUGAAAGGAUGGCAUUUUAAUGUUGCUUUGCUGCCAGAUGUUCGUUUGGUUGCUGUGAAGUGAUUCUUUUUUUAAAAUGUUUUUUAUUUUAAUGAUGCAAGUUGUCUAAAAGGCAGGGCUGAAAGGAGAACCAAGAAGGUUUGCCUGGUAGAAAAAUUAUUUUCAAAGCAAUUCAGACUUAUCAGAAAUUGGGUUGAUGGGAUUUUAUUAGCUGCCCUGACGUUGUAAGGCUCGGCUCUAACAGUGCCAAAAAUCCUACAUAGUUACUGACAAACGUGUGAUCUUUUUACAGUCACACCACCUGCUGCCUGCUGCCUGGAAAGCACACCAUCCACGUAGCGUGGCAAAGGCAGAAAGUUGCCAUGUGUCCCCACGGUAUCUGCCCUGUUCUUACUUCUCCCUGUCCCUUUUCAUAACUUGGUCUAUUCAGCCUUAACAUUUCAAAGGCUUAUAGUAUAAUAGGAACAGAAGAUCUGUAUCAAAAUGUAACACUUCUUUAAUCCUUUGGAAUAAUUGAAGUUUUAACAUAACCUCUACAUGUAUAUAAGUUGGCGGGUGAAAAAUGUGGCAUGAAACUUCACAAAUGUGCUUAGGCCUGAACUAAGUGACUGCUCCCUAUCAUUUAAGUGACAGUAAAUAUGUCAUUACAUCUUUCUAUUUCAUUCUCUACAAUCAUAUAUCUUAGAGCAGAGCUAUAAAAUGUGCUAGUCUGAUAUUCAGGAUUGUCAUUGAAAUGAGGUGUGUAAUAUAUUUGUUUUACCUGGCUUGAAAGUUUACAAAGAUGCUUACAAUCCAGGCAUCCUCUCUCUACCUAUUGUCAACUACAGUGUGUGGAACAGCAGCAGUGGGCUGGGCAGACACCCUUUAGGCAGUCUUCGGCCUUAAUCCUUGGGCACAGCACCUGAACGCAAUUGAUGAGAAAUGGAACUCAUCAUGUGGUUUCUGUAUGGAAAUUUUGUGCUGGAUUCACUGAUUUCAUUCUUAAUCUUUUGAUAUCAUAAAGAAAUGUCAACUGGA